AUGAUGGAUAUCUCGGCAUCUGACAGAGACAUAUACCCCGUGAAGCCUGGAAAAUAUUCGGUCUCAUGGAAGCCCAGAAGCAAAGACGACAAAAGAUGGAGCCGCAACUACUUUGACCACUUAAAUAAGAUGCAACAAGACUAUAAGAACAAGAGAGUUCUCCAGGCUCCACUGGUCCAAGACGACUUCGAGUCUUGGCUCCUUGCGGUACAAGUGCCUUCGCCUUCUCACAAAGGCAUUGCUGAUCAGAAGAAAAUCGUAUACGUGGAGAAAGAAGAGGAGGAGAAGAUGCUGUCUCUUGCGAGGAUUGAUCUCGCUUCAUUUGACACGUACAAAGAUGAUGACUGGAAGCUAUGGCGACCUCCUCGAAGACCAACCGAGAACUUCACCGACAAAGAUCUUCGGUGGAUUCCUGAGCUUAGAGCGUCACACCUAGUAUCCGAAAGUCUCAAGGAAACAGGGCUUCUUUUUCCAAAGGGCAUUCAGAUCUCGACCAUUUGCGAUGGCCUCGAUUGGCACCCGGGGCAACUACUGGGAACUAACUCGACCGCCGAGGCUCCGAUCUCCAAAACACCAGUAUUCAUGCUUCCCUCCGAGUCUGGGAAGAACCUCGCGUCGGCUACGUCGCGUGGGCAUAUCCACACAUACGACCGGCCAAAGUUUGUGGGGGCGGGCUGGGGCGACUACGACCUCUUUUUUGAGUGGCAACUUCACGGUCGCGUAUUGGAUGUAAAGGAAAUGACGGGGCAAGCUUGGAAGAAGAAGGAUGGAAAAUCAAUCAGAUUUGUUCCUGCUUCUGUCUUGGAGGAUGGAGAAGAAAUAACCAUGUCUUCUUAUUUCCCUCGCCACAACUUCAAGACGCCUCCACCCCUCUACUUGAAAGUAACAGGGAGGGACGAGGAAUGGAAAGAGGAAUGGUAA
This is a messenger RNA of Clonostachys solani, 921 nucleotides long. Lineage: Eukaryota; Fungi; Ascomycota; Sordariomycetes; Hypocreales; Bionectriaceae. The record is from the annotation of a GenBank genome assembly.